AUGUCUGGUGGCUGGUUGGGGUGGCUACAAUACCCCUGGAUCAGUGAGCAGGCGCCCCUCACAGAAUCGCUCCCAAGCGUGGACCAGUUUGUUGAAGACGCAAUCAUGCGCACCAAGGCUAGCAUCCUUAGUAGUAAAUUUGUUCCUUGGAAAUUCCAUCCUCGCCGUCAGGAUUUCGAACCCUCGGCAGAUAUCGAAUUUCCAUUGAUCAAACUUAUCGUUAUCAACGAGACCUCAACGGCCCCAGCAUGGUCCCCUCGCAGCUAUAUUAAUGGAAAUGAAAGCUACCAAAUAAAAAUCACGGAGGCCGGCGAAGCACAAAUCUCGACGGCAUCGCCUAUCGGCACUAUUCGUGCCCUUCAAACAUUCCAGCAACUCUUUUACGCUCAUUCUUCCGGUUCAAAGGCCUACACAUCCCUUGCUCCAGUUUCAAUCUUGGACUCCCCAAAAUGGCAGCAUCGAGGACUGAAUCUCGAUAUAUCCCGAAACGUAUUUCGACCCGAAGAGGUAAAACGUACAAUUGAUGCAAUGGCAUCCGUAAAGUUGAAUCGGCUUCAUAUCCAUGCUGCCGAUUCACAGUCAUGGCCAUUAGAGAUUCCCUCAAUCCCGGAUCUAGCAAGCCGUGCCGCGUACCAUCCGAGCCAGAUAUGGUCCCCUGCCGAACUGGGGUCAGUCCAAAUGUAUGGACUAGAACGGGGCGUGUCGGUAUUCCUGGAAAUUGAUUUGCCCGGCCACACCGCUGCCAUCGGUCAUGCGCUUCCCGAAGUGGUUGCGGCCUUCCACAUGGAUAAGUGGGAGACAUACGCUGCCGAACCACCAAGUGAAUACUUCCAUACUGGAGGAGACGAAUUUAAUCUCAACACCUACCUCCUAGAACCUAACCUCGGCUCGAACGAUCGACGUGUCCUCACGCCCCUUCUUGCCAAAAUGGUCAUGCGGGUGCACGAUGCUCUUCGGGGCGCUGGCCUUACCCCGAUUGUAUGGGAAGAGUUGGUCCUUGAUUGGGACCUUGGCUUGCCGUCACAAACACCAGAACCAGAUGGUGGAAACCGAGGAGUCAUCGUGCAAGCAUGGCGAAACUCGUCCGCCAUCAAACAGGUUCUCCAAAAGGGAUAUCGGACUAUAUUUGGCUCAGGUGAUGCUUGGUACCUCGACUGCGGGGUUGGUACUUUCUUAAAUCCUCGCCCAGGUUCAAAGGCCAUCCAGGAUCCAUAUCUAGACUGGUGCGCACCUACAAAAAAUUGGCGCCACAUGUACAUUUAUAACCCACUGGAGGAUAUACCAGAUGAGCUACAGCCCUUACUCAUCGGUGGUGAAACACAUAUGUGGACUGAGCUUGUUGACCCAGUAAACAUGGACCAAAUGAUCUGGCCUCGCGCUGCGGCUGCAGCAGAAGUUCUGUGGGCAGGUGCUAAAACGGCAGAACACAUUCAAGAUGCAUCAUAUAGAUUGGCGGAAUGGAGAGAACGAGCAGUUGUCGAUAUGAGAAUUGGCGCAGCAAUGGUUCAAAUGACAUACUGUCUAAUGCGGGAAAGCGGAUGUGAAUUGUAA
This is a messenger RNA of Arthroderma uncinatum, 1551 nucleotides long. RefSeq lists its product as uncharacterized. The record is from RefSeq and is a predicted model, not a curated record. Gene Ontology annotation, cellular component: membrane. Bases 1 to 1551 code for a protein of 516 amino acids. The transcript has 2 exons. Gene Ontology annotation, biological process: carbohydrate metabolic process; glycosaminoglycan metabolic process. Lineage: Eukaryota; Fungi; Ascomycota; Eurotiomycetes; Onygenales; Arthrodermataceae. Gene Ontology annotation, molecular function: beta-N-acetylhexosaminidase activity.